This is a messenger RNA of Daphnia pulex (common water flea), 4421 nucleotides long. It is a transcript of the gene mub, whose product is annotated as poly(rC)-binding protein 3-like. Lineage: Eukaryota; Metazoa; Arthropoda; Branchiopoda; Diplostraca; Daphniidae. Gene Ontology annotation, cellular component: cytoplasm; nucleus. The coding region runs from base 537 to 2378 and encodes 613 amino acids. The transcript has 10 exons. The record is from RefSeq and is a predicted model, not a curated record. Gene Ontology annotation, molecular function: mRNA binding. Gene Ontology annotation, biological process: regulation of gene expression; regulation of RNA metabolic process.
CUUUCCUCUACAGUGUGUGCGCUCCCGACUGUUGCAGUCGCUUGCUCCUUGUUCCCCCUUUUCUCUCCCUCGCCUUGUUGUCGACGACUCAGUCCGCUGGCGUCUUUGGUGUACCCCGCACCACCUACCCCGAGAGUUUCUUUCCUGCUCCACCUUUUACCUCGCUUUUACCUCAAUGUCCCUCCCUCGUUCUUGUUGUCCCUGAGAAGACUCCCGAAAAGAUUCAUUGGCAACUUUGUAUUGUAUCAUUUCCGAUGAUAUUGGUGUUAUGUUAAAGCUUGAUUGUGAAGACUACUAAACAAAGAAAUCCCGAAAUAUCCUCAAACAGCCCUUGAAUUAUCCCUGGACUCAGGACUUUGCUGGGCCAUCUCGUGAUUUUGUUUUCUUCUCCUGUAUCUUCUUCUUCGUCUCUUCUUCUCAUCACUGUCCGUUCGCCCGUCCCUUGACGUCGCUCAAAGACGGCAUCGACUGUGGAGCUGUACUACAAUCAAGACUUGACUUGUUACUACCAGAACGAUAGCCGUUUGAAUUGUACAAUGGCUACCGUCGACAGCAAAGGCUUGCCCCAUGACGCCCCGUCCGUUACUCUCACGAUCCGCCUCCUCAUGGCUGGCAAGGAAGUUGGAAGUAUCAUUGGCAAGAAAGGCGAGAUCGUCAAACGUUUUCGAGAGGAGUCUGGUGCUCGCAUCAACAUUUCGGAUGGAUCCUGUCCGGAACGGAUCGUUACCAUUACCGGCACGACGGAUGCCAUCUUUAAGGCCUUCAACCUCAUUUGCAAGAAACUGGAAGAGGAAGUUGGUGGUCCAUUGGCAGGAACUGCCAUACCUAGACCACCCAUCACGCUCCGCUUGAUUAUGCCGGCUUCCCAGUGCGGUUCCCUGAUUGGCAAAGGCGGCUCAAAGAUUAAAGAAAUUCGAGAAAUCACUGGCGCCUCGGUGGUGGUGGCAUCGGAGAUGCUUCCCAAUUCGACGGAGAGAGCUGUGACGGUGUCUGGAACAAGCGACGCCAUCACUCAAUGCAUCUACCAUAUUUGCUGCGUUAUGCUCGAGUCACCACCGAAGGGAGCUACCAUUCCGUACCGUCCCAAACCUCAAGUUGGAGGACCCGUCAUACUGGCUGGAGGUCAGGCCUACACGAUCCAGGGCAACUACGCCGUUCCAGCUACGCCUGAUGUAAGUAAUUCUACUAGCGGCUGCUCUGCAGUUCAGGCGGCGACAGCUGCAGUUGCCGCUGUUAUGUCAUCCUCGCUCUCUCCGACGUCGUCGUCGUCGACACCGUCGUCUACAACUUCUGCUUACACUCCCCAUUGUUCCUCGUCCUCCUCGUCCACCACUACUUUACAUUCGUCUCUGGGUGGUUGCUGUUCUCUGCCUCGAUUCCCCGCUGGGAUGGGCUUGUCCAUGAUGCAUUCACACGAUUUCUGCUCGGCAUACUCCCCGACGCCCUCCAGUACCAACACCUGUCCCAUGAUUGGCUUUGGUCACCAUUAUAACCCCCAAUCUGCUACGAUGUCGAUGAUGCAGGAGGUAGCAUCUUGCACGUCGCAUUCCAACCCUUCCAUUCUUUCGACACCUUCAUCUCUUUGCUCUUCUUCCGUCUCGUCGCCGGCCUACCACCACCAGCACCCGGCGACAUUUGUCCCUUGGCUCUCUAACCACCAUCAGGCUUCCUCGCCCCAUCAAAUGUUUGCAGUGAGCCCCGUGAGCUCGAUGACCUCACCACCGGCCGCCUGCUCCCCAAUUCACCCGUCCAAGAAUGGAACCAUUUCGUUAGCCACCGUCUCCGUCCCACUCUCCUUUUACUUAGGAGGAGAUGGAUCUGGACGAGUCAUGACCGCACCGCCUCACGGGUCUUCUCACGUACCGUCGGGACUCACGGCCGCCUAUUCUGCUUACUCGGCCAGCCCCGUUCACAUGGACAUGAACAAAUUAUCUGGCAAUCCAUUGGCUAACUUGGCGGCUCUUGGUCUCGGCGGAUUGACUGGCACAGGUGGCGGCGGAUCCAUGAACGCCUCAGCUCUGGCAGCGCUUGCGGGUAGUCAGCUUCGGUCUGGAGGAGGUGGAGGACCUCAGUCUGGUGCGCCUCAGCAAUCGCAAGAGAUGGCUGUACCUAAUGAACUUAUCGGAUGCAUCAUCGGCAAAGGAGGCACCAAAAUUGCUGAAAUUCGACAAAUCAGUGGCGCAAUGAUUCGCAUUUCCAAUUGCGAAGAUCGCGAAAGCAGCUCUGAAAGGACCAUCACUAUCACUGGCACAGCCGAAUCGGUGGCUCUGGCGCAGUAUCUCAUCAACACCAGGUUGGCCAUGGAGACCGCAGCCAUGGGCAUGAUGGGCUACCCGUUUUUGGCGCCGAGUCCUAUAAUGAAGGCCACGAUUCAUUGACCACUAACAGGCCACUUCUGCUGCUUCGAAUGACGGAACGAAAGAAAAGAAUGGAGUGAUGGAAAAAAGUGAAAGAAACAAAACUUUGUGAAGGCGAAGAAAGAAGGAAGGAAGGUACACGACAACACUACACCACACAACACACACAAAGCAGGAAGAAAGCAGAAGUGACACGUCGCAGCAAAAGAGGGUGGCCCGAAAGCAGAAGCUAUUGCGACGAAAACAAAAGGAAGCAAGUUGGUCGUUAGAAGAGUAAAAAAAAACAAAGAAAUUACGCGUUGAUGGUGACGGACUGCGGCUCUCUCGGACUCGUUUCAGCCUACGUAGCAACGGAUUUGUUUGAGAAUGAUUGAGGAAACAUUUAUGCCAGGAUCUCCACGAUGAAAUCAUGAUUAUUACGUGUUUGGUGAUUAUUACAAAUGACAAUACUAAACUAAGAAUAAGAAAUAAUAAUAGGACGAUAGGAAGACCGUUUUGCCACAUCAUGUGCAUCCCCUUUUGCCCGUCCCCCGGCUCUAAUCGAGGAAAUUCGCCCCAUCAAUCCAUCAAGUUCUUUUUUUUUUUAAAGAAAAACCGAUUUCUUGCGUCUUCUUUCGCUCUUGUUUCUAAUGUCCCUACCACCACCACCACCAAACAACAAAUCUUUUUGGCUGACUAAAUAAGGACAAAGGCAAUCGACUCGAAUACCCUCCCUCUCGCUCCCAGUUUCAUGUUUUAUCAUGUAACUACAACAUUGUUUGCGUGCGCGCCCGUGUUUGUUACUCGUCCGUUCAUUUUUUUUCCUCGUUCUGUUCAUUUUCUCUCCCGUUGCUCCCCUGCCCUUUCACAAAACAAUUGUCCUCCCCGUGUUAGACCUGCCCUCCCAUCCCCUUGACUACACACACACAAAGCCCCAACACAUCCAUUUUGUGGUUUUCAAAAGAAAGAAAAAAGAAAAAAAAAUUGUCUUAAAACUGCGCCGUCGCUGAACUCAGCGUCGAUUCGCAUGUGUGUGUGUGAGAGGCAAUAAGUCUUAGCUCAAGUAUCAAAGCUAGUUACAAUUUAAAAGUUAAAAAAGAAAGAAUUAAAUAAGAAUCACACCGAACGCUUCUUGGUUCAGGAAAAAGUUUUGUCGGGGCUUUUUCUAGUCAAACGCGAAAUUUGCGCCGUCGAAACCGUUUUGUUGUCUUUUUUUUUACAAUUUUUUUUGCUCAUUUGUUUACAGUUUGCUUUUUUUCUGCUCCAAAAUUAAUCGGGUCGUUAUACAUUUCUUGAUUGACUUGGAAAUAUUUUUUUUUAAAUAACAAAGAUAUCAGUUUAAAAAACAUUGUGGGCCAUUUUGUCAUCGUUUGUUUGUCGUCUCUUGCGAUGACAUUGACGACGACGACAAAAUUUGAAUCAGUGCAAGGGAAUAUAACUUUAUAUACCAUUCCCAACAAAUGGUCAUUUAUCAGGUACAAGUUUUUCAUGGGCAAUAGCCAAAGACGUGUGCCAAAGUUAAAGAAACAAGACAGGAAGUUAGGGGAAAAUUCUUAGGACAUUAUAUACUACAUCUUGUCGAUUUAACUCCCGCCACAUCCCUUUCAAUUUACCCUCCCAACUCCCUUCAGAUAUCAAAUCUUAAGUUGUUUUUUUUUCUUCUUCUUCACUCUAAUUCUUAUCUCUACCGUUUACCCCCCAGAGAAAAUUAUUGUUGUAAUCCUGUGUUUUUUUUGUUUUUUUCUUCGAAUAAUUGCAAAGAAAUUUUCUGUUUUUUCGUUUUGGAACAACCGACCAGCUCAGUUGAGACCAGUUCCAAUAAAAACCAAGCAAAAUUGUGCAAAGAACGUUUCAGUCGUAGAAGACGUAAAAGUGUUGAUAGAAAACAAAAAUUAAUAAUACUUUUUGGGGAUAAAGAAACGUGGGCAAAGUUGAUUGCCCAUGACGUCUGUAUAACGUGCUCCGAUUAUUCAAAGGGCAGUAUGUGUGUGUUUGAUUUCAUUUUUUUUUGUGUUGAAAAAAACUUCUUUUGUUUAUCAUCUUUUUCGUCUUACUCGAAACCACAAAAAAACAAAACAAAAAAUA